Molecule: messenger RNA, 879 nt
Organism: Oldenlandia corymbosa var. corymbosa
Lineage: Eukaryota; Viridiplantae; Streptophyta; Magnoliopsida; Gentianales; Rubiaceae
Source: the annotation of a GenBank genome assembly
AUGGCGGCUGCUUCUCGAUUCCGAUGUGUUUUGAACAAAGCAGCUAAACCGAGUGCGUGGGCGUCGUACCGGGGAAACCAUCAUCAUCACCGUCGAAUUGCAAGAGACAAGUUGUGGUCAUCAGUCUUUGGUGGCGGCCAAGUGAGCCCGUCUAAUGUUAACAUUGCUGCGGACUUCAGUGGUGAUAUCGCUAUUGCUUCCUGCGCCAGCGACGAUAAAGGGGUCUUAUGUGCGGCCGAUCAUGCCGUGUACGUGUUUUAUGCCCGUCGUGGUUGUAUUUGGAAGGCUGAUAAUCCUCCUAUAACAGUGCGGAAGGCCAGCUCCAUUCGGUUUGGUGUGUCCACCAUCUACAGCCUAAUGUUCCAGGGGAUCACUGAGAGCGACGGCUCCCAAGAUGUUUAUCAUGCUCUAGUUCUGUACGAUACCUCGAGAAGGAGAAUGAACUUGUUAGAUUUGCAGGUGGUCGAUGAGUCGCCCUUACCCGACUUAAGGUUGUGGGAACCAAACUAUAAUAAUCAUUCUCCUUCUACUGUCGCAGUGCUGCCGAGUGUCCCUGUUGACACCAAGGAUAAGGUGUACAAGUAUGCUUUGGACGCAGUCGAGUACCACAAUCUCCGUGAGGGCAACAAAAUUCGGCUCGAGGAGGUGUUGUGUGUGAGCACGUUAGAGUAUGGUGGUGGUGUCUUUUACUUUUUGUUUUUCAGGGCUAAGGACAAGAAUAAGGAUUGCAGUACUUACUUUGACAUAACUAAGAAGUAUGAGGUUGAAGAGGUCUUUUCUGCACCUCAGCGACAAUUCCAGGCUGAGGCGAGUGAUACGUUUAUCUGGAGAAGAAAACGAGUUUCGGUCAUAGAAGUGCUUGGUCUUCGACGUGCGUGA